UAGUCUACCAAAAUUACACCGAAUUGGAUAAAUUUACAUUCUACGUUAUAGGUACUAGAAAAAAGAAUAAGAAGGAAUAUUUGUUCGAUCGAUAAAGAAAGAGGGGAUAAUAUGCGCCUCUUUCUUUUUCGCAGUCACUUGUGUUCUGACCGUUGCACCGACAUGAUCUGUCUCGAAGCGCAGUAUUUUAAUCUGAAUAGAAUUCUUUUACAAGGCACUGCACAAUGGCCGUUUGAACAAUCGAAACUCGUACGACUCCAGUUUAUUAUAAACUGGACUAUUCUCGUUUCCGCUAUUAUCUGUCAGAUACCUACAUGUUUUACGUCACAAUUCACAUCUAAAUUUGCUAUUAAAGUUUUCUCCUGUGUACUGUUCUUAUCUUUUGUGACGAUACAUUACACUUCAUUUCGAUUUAACAUCAAAACCUUAAAGGAUUUGAUGGAGCAACUUCACUGUGCAUGCACCAAACUAAGAGACAAAAAUGAAAUCGCUAUAAUACAAGAGUAUGGCAGGACUGCAAAUCGUGUUACAGCUGCAUGUGUCGUGUUUGUUGGUAUUACAAAACUUGCUUUUUGGGCCGUUCAAAUUGUAAUACCUUAUCUCGAUAACGUUGCACCUAUAAACGGAUGCCGACCACGUCGAUUAUAUAUAGAUGUCGAAUAUUUUAUUGAUCAAGAAAAAUAUUACUAUGUAAUUCUGAUUCACAUGAAUGCAGCCCUAUUUAUUGGAAUAUUAACAUUACUGGCAACGGGAACACUGAUGGUUAUGUUUUUUCAACAUGCAUGCGGAAUGUUCAAAAUUGCUUGUUAUCGUAUCGAACACGCGAUUGAGAUUAAUGCACUAAAAAAUAUUAGUUUCAACAGCGAACCUUCCAUAUCCAAGAAAAUAGUGUAUGCUGUAGAUAUUCAUCGGGAAGCUAUGCAAAUAACCGACCAUUUGAUGAACAGGUUCGAUACAAUGUACUUUUGUUUAGUAGUGCUCUCGGUGAUUACACUGAGUCUCAAUCUUUUCCAAGUAAGGCUGAGAGGUCGGAAUUGCCUAAAUAUAUUUUCCAAUUAUUAAUUUGACUUCCAUUAAUCGU
This is a messenger RNA of Ooceraea biroi (clonal raider ant), 1081 nucleotides long. RefSeq lists its product as uncharacterized. Gene Ontology annotation, molecular function: odorant binding; olfactory receptor activity. NCBI's taxonomy places the organism in Eukaryota, Metazoa, Arthropoda, Insecta, Hymenoptera, Formicidae. The record is from RefSeq and is a predicted model, not a curated record. Gene Ontology annotation, cellular component: plasma membrane. Gene Ontology annotation, biological process: detection of chemical stimulus involved in sensory perception of smell; sensory perception of smell.